Schistocerca gregaria is the source of this 1896-nucleotide messenger RNA. RefSeq names its product citrate synthase-like. Lineage: Eukaryota; Metazoa; Arthropoda; Insecta; Orthoptera; Acrididae. Bases 381 to 1802 code for a protein of 473 amino acids. Gene Ontology annotation, molecular function: acyltransferase activity, acyl groups converted into alkyl on transfer. The record is from RefSeq and is a predicted model, not a curated record. The transcript is spliced from 4 exons. Gene Ontology annotation, biological process: tricarboxylic acid cycle.
AAUUCUCAGGCAAUGUUUAUUACACGAAAAGUGGGAAAAAAGUUCUUAUCGACAUGUAAAAACCGAGUAGAAUAGACAAAAUGUUAGAUUCAAGAUAUUUGAUAUAGAUUACAUAUUUCGUCAUACCACACAUAUUUGAAAAAUGAUACAGGCCUAUCUAUACUGCCUCUACAGUUUGCUUCUUCGAUUUUUUAGAAUAGGUGUGGCGUUUUAAUAUAACUGACCAAUUCUAAAGGCGCAAGCGUUGUCAAGUAAACUUCGAAUUUUCAACAAAAUUUUUUUUGUAAAUUCAACCAUUACCAAAUUAAUAAUUACUUUUCUCUGUACCCAGAAUUUAGAGCGUGAAUCAAUCCACCCUUAUUGAUUUGUAGCACUAUAAUAUGAGCAGCGAGAGUAUCUCGGUAUCAUGUCCUUCCACAAAUAGCAAAAUAAAUAUACCUGUAUACAGGAACUUCAUUUCAGCGUCUGAACUGAAGAAAUUAAAGCUCAAAGAUGGGAGUGGCCUAGGUUCAUAUGAUCCUGGAUAUGUCAAUACGGCCUGUUGCACGUCGGCCAUAAGUCAUAUUGAUGGAGAGAAGGGAAAAUUGACAUAUCGUGGAUACGCAAUUGAAGAACUCGUAGAAAAAUCAACAUUCGUUGAAGUCUCCUAUCUUUUGAUUUACGGUAAACUGCCAGAAAAGAUGCAACUAGAACUAUGGAUGAAGGGACUCGCCAAACAUUCAUUUAUUCACAACAAUUUGGGAACUUUGAUGAGUCAAUUUCGCCACAAUGCACAUCCGUGCGGCAUGCUAAUUUCUAGCAUGGCGGCAUUAGGUACGUUUUACCCAGAAGCCAAUCCAGCACUAGAAGGCUUGGAUCUGUUUACUAGUUCCAGUAAAGCUAGAGACCGUCAAAUUUUGCGUAUUUUGGGCAAGGUUCCUACAAUUGCUGCGCAAGCGUAUCGCCACCGUAUAGGUCGUCCCUAUAACAUGCCUAUGAAACAUAAUUCUCUGCAUCCAUUAAACUACACGGAAAACUUUUUUUAUAUGCUAGAUCAUCUUACAGAGAACCAUUAUCAGCCCCAUCCUACGCUUGUCAAAGCCCUGGAUAAAAUCUGGAUUAUCCAUGCUGAGCAUGGACUAAACUGUUCUACGGCCACGCUUCGCCAGCUUACUUCGACAGGUGUCGACCCCUACUCUGCUGUUGCUGGAUCUGCUGUCGCCCUAUAUGGAAGUCUUCACGGUGGCGCUAACGAGGCAGUUCUAAGGAUGCUGGAGUCUAUCAAGUCAAUUGAGAACAUUCCAAAGUUUAUACAAAAUGUCAAAGAAAAAAAAGCCAAAAUAUUCGGUUUCGGGCAUCGUGUCUACAAAACAUAUGAUCCACGUGCAAAUAUCCUUAAGAAAGUCGCAUAUGAAGUCUUUGAAGUAACGGGAACGUCUCCUUUGCUCAAACUUGCAUUGGAGCUAGAGAGGCUGGCUCUUAGCGACGACUAUUUUAUCGAGCGACAUCUCUAUCCAAAUGUUGACUUUUACUCUGGGCUGAUUUAUUCAGCGAUGCAACUCCCCACAGACAUGUUUCCAGUGAUGUUUACAAUCGCCAGAACAGCGGGCUGGCUUGCCCACUGGGUAGAAUGCCUAAAUGACAAGGAGUCUAAAAUUUAUCGGCCGCGGCAAAUAUACGUAGGUGAAAGGAAUCUAAAGUACAUUCCCUUGGCUGACAGGCAGCCAUCUGAAGGUACAUUGAAGGCUAUUGAAUCCGGAUUUGAAAGAAGGCGAGACCUGGGAAUCAGUUGGAUUGAUCCCAGACUUAUUGCCAAACUUUAGACAAUCUUAUCUAGCCUAAUUUUCAUGUUAGAAUUUCUUUUUAUUUUGUGUAGUACAAAGCAAAUUGAUCCGUUAAAUUUGUUUCAUUCAUUUC